AUGUCGGACCCGGAUUCUUUGACCAACUGUCGCUUCUAUGAGGAAAAAUAUCCCGAAGUCGACAGUUUCGUGAUGGUCAACGUGAAGCAGAUCGCGGAGAUGGGAGCCUAUGUUAAGCUUCUCGAAUACGAUAACAUCGAUGGCAUGAUUCUCCUCUCAGAACUCUCCCGAAGACGUAUCAGGUCGAUACAGAAACUCAUCAGGAUCGGGCGAAACGAGGUGGUCGUCGUGCUGAGAGUGGAUAAGGAGAAGGGGUAUAUCGAUCUGUCGAAACGAAGAGUCUCCGCCGAGGAUAUCGUCCGAUGCGAAGAGAGGUACAACAAAAGCAAGUCGGUCCAUUCGAUCAUGCGCCACGUUGCCGAAAAGACGAAAACCCCGAUCCUGAAGCUCUAUGAGGAUAUUGGCUGGCCCCUCAACCGGAAGUACGGCCAUGCAUAUGAUGCGUUCAAGCUCUCGAUCACAAACCCAGAAGUGUGGAAUGAUGUUACCUUCCCGAACGAUGUUGUCAAAGAGGAAUUCCAAUCUUACAUCGGCAAGAAGCUCACGCCACAUCCCACAAAAGUACGUGCCGAUGUCGAGGUGACAUGCUUCAAGUAUGACGGUAUCGACGCCGUGAAAGAAGCCUUGAGAAAAGCAGAAGCAAGGAACAACCCCACCACACAAGUUAGAGUCAAGCUGGUGUCUCCGCCCCAUUAUGUCCUAACUAGUCAGUGUCUCGACAAGAACCAGGGUAUUGAGCUACUUGAGCAGGCUAUCAAGGAUAUUGAGGAGACCAUUGAGAAAGCAGGCGGCAGUUGCGUGGUGAAGAUGGCACCUAAGGCUGUGACUGAACACGAUGAUGCAGAGUUGCAAGCACUGAUGGACAAGAGGGCCAAGGAGAACGAGGAGGUUAGCGGUGAUGAGGAUGUCAGCGAAAGUGACGAAGGGCCUGAGGUUGCAUGA
This is a messenger RNA of Exophiala dermatitidis NIH/UT8656, 942 nucleotides long. RefSeq names its product translation initiation factor eIF-2 alpha subunit. The record is from RefSeq and is a predicted model, not a curated record. NCBI's taxonomy places the organism in Eukaryota, Fungi, Ascomycota, Eurotiomycetes, Chaetothyriales, Herpotrichiellaceae. Gene Ontology annotation, cellular component: eukaryotic 48S preinitiation complex; eukaryotic translation initiation factor 2B complex; eukaryotic translation initiation factor 2 complex. The coding region runs from base 1 to 942 and encodes 313 amino acids. Gene Ontology annotation, molecular function: RNA binding; translation initiation factor activity; ribosome binding. The transcript has 2 exons.